AUGCCACGGCAAACGCGACGAGCGGCGGGCCAACCGCCCGACAACACGGCCGACCAUCCCGAGAAGACAGCCCUGCCGGUACCGUCGGCUAGCUCAUCGCCUGCAUCCUUCGUCACAGCGGCCGCCUCGCCCCGGAACCCUCAGGAUGCCACCCUCACCGAGCUCAGCACGCCCGAUGGCGCUUCCACCACCGACUCGGGCUACCGCAAGGCCAAGUCGCUGCCUUCUGAGCUACGACAGCAUUGCCAGAUCUACCUGGAGGAGGCUCUGCCACUCAUCUCCCUCAGCCUACUCACCAACCUCGAAACCCGCGACGAAGCAGUAGGCAGCUACUGCCCGCCAGUCAACCAGCUUGCUUUCCUCGCCGGCAUCGCUAUCCACCCAGACUUUACAUCCCGCCCGAAAGAGCCGACCUGGACUCACGCCGCCGCUGAGUCCCUCGAGUACCUCUACAGCGUGCUGGCCAGCAUCGGCCCCGUCAACGCCCGCUUCGACGAGGCCUUCCGAUUCGGCAGUACCUCAUCGUCCUUUUCCUCGCGAGGUCGAUCUCCCGCGGGAUCAUCCGAAUCGGACGAAGACGACGGCAGCCUGGGGGAUGACUUUUUCGGCGCCACCGAGAGCGGCGGAAGCGCCGUGGUAGGCGGCAAGUACACGGCCAGCAGCAUCUGGAGACGCGCGCAGGACUUUUUCAGCGUGGUCGGCUGGGCGUUCAACUGCAGCGUACUGUACCCGAACCGCUGGCUGCACUACCGCCCCUGGCUCGAGUUCAUGUUCGAGGCGAUCGAGGCGGACCUCGAUGAGCGGUACCGUCUGGAUCUGGCUGCCGCCGAUGAUGAUGAGGAGGCGGAUCGCGGAGGCGAGGAUUUCCCCAUGCUCCGCCGGUCCAUGCUGGCGCGGUUCAUCGCGCAGCGGGGCGGGCGUGCGGGCGGCGGAGGCCUGAAGUGGAUCAUGAAGGCCCUGUUCGCGGACGGGGACAAGAGCGCGAGCUCGCUGUUCCAGGAGGUCUGGCUUAAGGAGCACAAGGGCAUGUCGCUCAAGGCGCUCAACAAGCGGAAACGCGCGGCGGUGAACCUGGACAAGGGCGACUACGGGGGCUGGCUGGAUGAUGACUCCGUGUUCUCGUCGCAAGGCUCCGAGCCGCCGACACCACAGAAGCGCAGGACCAACUCGGACCUCGGCGCCGGCAAGACGGAUCUGCAGGCCCUCGAGGCGAGCUUUGUCGAGUCUGUGCCGUUCAGGCAUCGGCUGUUCUCAAUGCUAUCCUUCCUCGCCUGCUAUCUCCCCUCUGCGCCGUUCGAACUCCCGGACCUUUACGAGAACUUCGAGAGGGGCGUGCGGUCCCUGCCGCUCCCCAUCUUCAGCGAGAUGAUUGACAACACGGCCGGCAAGCUCCGCGAGGACUCGCACAUCUCGCUCCUCCAGGGCAUACUGUCCCUGCUCAUGCCGUCGUCCGCCCUCGCGCCCCGGAAAGUCGACCGCGCGAGGGAUGAUGCGGGCGGCACGUCCCCCGCGAUCCUGGAGCGGUGCUUCCUGCCCAACGCGGCCAACACGAUCACCGCCGAGGACAAUGCCAAGGUGUCGCUGCUCCUCGAGGCGCUCAUGCGGAUCGUCAUUGUGGACGGGACCGAGCGGUUCAGCCCUGGGCUCCGGGACGCGGUGCAGAGCGGCGUCGACGCGAGGGAGAACAAGGCGAAGCGGAAAAAGACCCGCGGCAGACCAUCUGGUGCGCCUUCAGAGGACCCGGAUGCCGAGGCCAGAGCCGUGCUUGAGCUCUCCGGACAGCGGCUUUUGAUGCUUGCUGAGAUUGCUGCUGUGGAUGGAGAUGACGACGACUAUGAGGAAGAAAACCCUGGUAGUGAUGUCGAGAUGGAGUCUGGCGGUGACGACGAAGGUUAG
Microdochium trichocladiopsis is the source of this 1896-nucleotide messenger RNA. RefSeq lists its product as uncharacterized. NCBI's taxonomy places the organism in Eukaryota, Fungi, Ascomycota, Sordariomycetes, Xylariales, Microdochiaceae. The transcript has 2 exons. The record is from RefSeq and is a predicted model, not a curated record. The coding region runs from base 1 to 1896 and encodes 631 amino acids.